Messenger RNA from Syzygium oleosum, 1746 nucleotides. Its product is annotated as pentatricopeptide repeat-containing protein At4g35850, mitochondrial. The record is from RefSeq and is a predicted model, not a curated record. NCBI's taxonomy places the organism in Eukaryota, Viridiplantae, Streptophyta, Magnoliopsida, Myrtales, Myrtaceae. Gene Ontology annotation, cellular component: mitochondrion. Bases 93 to 1442 code for a protein of 449 amino acids. The transcript is spliced from 13 exons. Gene Ontology annotation, molecular function: protein binding.
CUACCAAAUCGCAAGGGUUUAAGCCACACGCGCACAGCACAGAGACCCCUGCAACUCCGAGAAAGCCAAUCUCCGCCAUUGUUGAGGAGACCAUGAUGAAGCUGAAGCUCCUCCGAUCCCUCGCAGGGCAAAGGGCGCCGCUGCUCAGGGCCGCCGUGGGGCGGCGCCACUACGCCGCUCCGGCGGCGGAGCUCGAGAAGAGGAACUACGCGAAGAACGCCACCGAGUACAGCACCGUCUUGGGCUCUCUCGCCGCUCAGAGGAGGUACGGGUUGCUGAGGGACGUGUACGAUGACAUGAUGCUGGACGGGGUGCAGCCGACGCGGGACGUGUUCCACUCGCUGAUGGUGGGGACCAUGAGAGGUGCUCGGUUGCAGGAUGCUUUCUUCUUCAGGGACGAAAUGAAAUCCAUGGGCUUGGUCCCUGAUGUGCCUUUGUACAACUUUCUAAUAUCAACGUGUGGAAAAUGCAGAAACUCAGACCAAGCAAUUAGGAUUUUGGAAGAAAUGAAGAAAUAUGAAGUGAAGCCAAACGGACAAACUUAUGUGUGUCUGCUUAAUGCAUGUGCAGCAGCAGGAAGAUUAGAUCGAGUUUACGCAAUUGUUCGUGAUAUGACUGCAGCGGGAGCUGGUUUGAACAAGUUCUGUUAUGCUGGACUAAUAACUGCGCACAAGAACAAGACGCCAUUAGCGGAUGACACAGCUGCCAAAAUCCUCGAGCUUGUUGAGCAAUCUAAAGGGUGGUCUUCAGUUGAAGCAUCGAAUAAUGUAGCAGAAAAUGUGAUGAUUGGUGUUUCAGAAGAAGAAUUAUACAACUUACCAACUGCCGAGUAUGUUCACAGGCGUGGAGGAUUUGUGAUUCGGCAAUUUACGGUUUAUCAUGUUGCAUUUCAUGCCUUUGCGGAUCUACGGAAUGUGGAGGCGAUGGAAACUCUUUUGGAGAUGCUGCGAAAGGAUGGGAAAACUCCAGAUGUAUUCACUUUGUUGCAAAUUAUGAGGUGUUACCUUCAUUCUGGAGACAUUGAUCGUGGUCAUAAAGUUUUCGAAGAUUAUAUUAAAUCCGGAAAGUUUCCUAAUGUGGAACUUUAUGUGACACUAGUGGAAGGAGCCAUGACUGGGUAUACACCAAGGGGAAUGCAACUUGCUCAAGAGACGCUGGAACAAAUGAAUUCAAGAAACUUUUUCUUGAGUCCCAAAAUGGGAAGUGAUCUCCUUCUUGUUGCUGCUGGAGAAAAGGAUGGUGGUUACACUACUGCCAACUUUUUGUGGGACAUGAUGCAAGCUCGAAAAUUGACUCCUCCAUUUCCUGCUGUAGAAGCUUAUUACAAGGGCUUAAAAGAUCGCGAGAUUCCUGAAGACGAUCCUCGUCUGUUCGCAGUCUCCAAGGUUUAUGACAAUCUUCGCCUAAGAUUUGGACCUGGGCCUAGACCUGCACGACCUUGACCCAUUUACUGGAACCUCUCCCGGUCACGCUCCUGAUCGCUAGCGAGAUGAAGAAUCCAGAGAUCUAUGUAGCGAAGGAUAUCUCCAGGAGUAAGGCUGAGCACCUCAUUGGUGAGAUUGGAUGCAUUAACAGCCAUAGGCUGUCCUGGUAUCUGUUGAAGGUUCAAGUUGCAUUUGCCAGUUGAGAUCCACUAAUUAAAGCCCCUGUUUUUUAAUUUCUCCAACUAAGAGCUCAUGUACCGGUGUGGCGUAGCUGUUGGGAGCACUAUAGCCUUACAUAAUAUGAUCUUUAUGUUACAUUGCA